Molecule: messenger RNA, 842 nt
Organism: Galleria mellonella (greater wax moth)
Lineage: Eukaryota; Metazoa; Arthropoda; Insecta; Lepidoptera; Pyralidae
Gene: EMC10
Product: ER membrane protein complex subunit 10
Exons: 5
Coding region: 119-787 (222 amino acids)
Cellular component (GO): EMC complex
Source: RefSeq, a predicted model, not a curated record
UCCUUGAUCAAUUUCAACUAUAAGUAUUCAAAAGCAAAUCUUUAAUUCUAUCAUUUACUUCGGGAAUUACAAAAUUGUAAUAUUUUUACACUCUAAAGAUAGAAUUUUAAAUAUAAAUAUGAAAGAACUUUUUUUAAUCAUAUGUUUAAUGAAACUUUUCCACUACGGGAUGAGCAUUGAUUAUGAUGGCUGGCUUAAUAUAAAAAUAGAGCAUACAUUAAAUUGCAAAGAUGGAAAGUAUUGCUCUAGAGGUAAUAUUUCACUAAAAAGUAUUCGUGCUGGUAUAGCUACCAUAGAACAAACACCUUUUACAAAGCAACAUAUAGAACAAUUAAAGGAAAUUGCAGAAAUUGAUGGUUUUUACACUGUAAAGACCUUAGUGACAUCUGCUGAUAACAAAGGAACUGAAUUAUUAUCAUCUGUAAAGGCUAGGUCUUUUCUUGAAAAUGGGUUAUCAGAUGUAAUUAAUGCAUGGAUGCUGCCUAAUGGUGCUGUUACUGCAGUUAAUUUCCAAGUUACAAACUCUUCUAAGGCACUUCAACAUAACAAAGAUGGAUAUUUAAUAAAUUCAAAAUUCUUUCUUCGUUAUGUGGAACAAGCCCCUGUACCAGAUACGGCUUCUUACAUCCAAAAAUUGGAACGCGAGAGAGAAGCUAGAGAAAAAGGUGAACUUAAAGAUAACAGAUCAUUUCUAGCAAAAUAUUGGAUGUACAUAGUUCCUAUUGCAAUCUUUGUGAUGAUAUCAGGCGCAACGAACCCCGAACCAGCUGGUCAAGCAGCACGUUAGUGUAAUGUACCUAAUAUUAAUGCUUAUUUAAUAAAUAAAAUAAUUUUUUUGUUCA